AUGAACUACCUUAGCUGUUUAAAGGUAAAAGGGCGUCAAAACACGACUACAAAAUACGUGGCAUAUGCCCAGAAAGAAGGCAUUACGUUACAAAACACAGCAGACGAUAUCACUGACGAAAUAUUGCGCCUGCUCUGUGAGCAAAUGUUCCAAUAG
Messenger RNA from Plasmopara halstedii, 156 nucleotides. RefSeq lists its product as uncharacterized. The record is from RefSeq and is a predicted model, not a curated record. The transcript has 2 exons. NCBI's taxonomy places the organism in Eukaryota, Oomycota, Peronosporomycetes, Peronosporales, Peronosporaceae. Bases 1 to 156 code for a protein of 51 amino acids.